AUGGCCGACGGAACUGUAGCUUUUGCACUUGAAAGAAUUAGAGACUUUCUUACACAACAAGUUAACAUAAGGAUAGGAGUAAAAGAUGGUGUAAGGUGGCUCAAAGAUGAAUUAGGCUACCUGCAACCUGCUGUCAGAUACGCCGAAGCAAGGCAGACGGAGGAAGUAAUCUGCAAAUGGGUAAACGAUGUCAGAGAUGUCGCGAAUGAUGCUGUUACAAUCCUGCAGAAGUUUAGGUCUCACCAGGAAGAAUACGCAGGCCUGGAACGAGGUAUACUGGAUCGUUUUCAGACUUGUAUUUGCAUUUGCAAGAGAGAAUCUGUGCUUUGUGGUAUUGGCAAAGAUAUCGAGAUACUCAAGAAAAGGAUCACCGUGAUCAAGAAGAGGCGAAACGAGUAUGGCAUUAACGACAUCUUAGCCACUCCAAACGUGCAACAGAAAAACAGAACCUUAUUGAGAACAACUGCUAUUGAUAACCAGGUGGAUGUGGUUGGCUUUGAGGAUGAUAUCAAGGCUUUGAUGGCUCAACUUGACAGCACGGAUCCCUCCCUCAAAGUCAUUUCCAUUCACGGAAUGGGGGGCCUGGGCAAGACUUCACUUGCCACCAAGUUGUACAACAGUAAUGAGUUAAGCCAUUUUGACACUCGUGCCAAGGUUUGUGUUUCUAUGGACUAUAACAUUAAAGAUGUUCUGAAGAGGUUGAUAAAGUCUUUUAUGGGACUUGAGCACGAAAAAGAAUUGUCAAAGAUGGAUGAGCAAGAUCUGCUACAGCACACGCGAAAGUUACUACAAGGUCAAGGCCGCUAUAUUGCAGUGAUUGAUGAUAUAUGGGAUAUAAAGGCUUGGGAAGUGAUUAAAAUUGCAUUUCCCAAUGACGAGAAUGGUAGUAGAAUUAUCAUAACCACCCGAAACAAAAAAGUAGCAGAAACAGUAGAUGAUAAAUGUUUUGUGCAUCAAUUACAAUUUUUGAAGGAAGAGGAGAGCUGGAAGUUGUUUUGUAAGAAAGCCAAACCAACAACCCCGACAAUGGAAAAGUUAGGAAUGGAAAUGGUUGGCAAAUGUGGAGGUUUGCCACUUGCAAUCGUGGUACUGAGCGGCCUAUUAUUGCAAAACCGGAGCUAUGAGUAUUGGUCAAAGGUGAAGGAGCAUAUUUGGAGGCACUUGAAGGACGAGUCGGUGGACAUAGAAGAAAUACUAAGCUUGAGCUAUGAUAACUUGUCUUCCCAGAUCCGGGAUUGUUUUCUCUACCUCGCGAGGUUCCCAGGAGACCAUAUUAUUGGCGCUCACCAGUUGAAGCUUUUAUGGAUUGCAGAGGAACUCAUACCAGAAGAUAACACAGGAUCCGGAGUAGUCAAGGAGGAUUUAGCUAAUGAUUAUCUGAAUGAUCUAAUUAGUCGUAAUUUGAUUCAGAUUGCAACGGUGCACUGGAACGGAAAAGUCCUGGAAUGUCGAGUCCAUGAUCUUGUACAUGAACUUGCCAGAAAUAAGGCGAUGGAGCACAAGUUGUUAGUAACAUUUGACUCAAGUCAACAACACCGAAAUUCCAUCCAUCUGUUGGAAGGACAACCACGUCAAGCCAUUUACAAUGGAAUUGGUGAGUACUUUGAAUUGUCUGGGGGUAGAUCUGAUUGUUUAAAAAUGCGUUCGUUGGCACUAAAUAACUUAAGUGGUAGAGUCAACUUACAAGAAAUGAAGUUGAUGUAUACCAGAUUCAAAAAACUCAAGGUGCUAGAUUUGACAAGUGUGAAUUCUGAGAGGAUACCGGAAGAAAUUGGAGAUUUAGUUCUCCUCAAGUUCUUAGGCUUAAUGGGUGGUAUCUCUGAGGAAGCAUUAGUAAUUCCUCCAAGUAUAGGCAAGCUGAAAAGGCUGCAAACUUUGUGUGGCUCAGACUAUAAAUGUUACAAACUUCCUAGAGAAAUAUGGGAAUUAAAAGAGUUGAGGCAUCUAACGUUUGGAUACUAUAGUGGGAGCAUAAAGAUUGGGAACAACCAGAAAAAGCUCGAGACUCUAAGUCUUGUACAGUACAAGGACUGGCUUGAGAUUGACACUGGCAUGAUCACCAACCUCCAUACACUAUCUAUAGUAGAAGAAUCAGAAGAUUCAUCAUCAAAUGGAGGAGGAGGAGGAUAUGCAUACACGUUGCAGUCCAUAGCUGACUUAACAAGUCUCCAAACAUUAAGCCUAUCUUUUUUUUCUGCCAUUAUUCCAACAAGCAAACCACUUUCAUAUUGCCAGCAUCUCAAGAGCGUCGACUUAUUGGGUACUAUAAUAUCUCCAUCAGAACUAAGUUUUCUGCCAGAUUCAGUCACGGAUUUAAGACUGGUUUGUAGUGAUUUUAGAGAAGAUCCAAUGCCUACCCUCGGAGAUUUACCAAAUCUUACGGCUCUUGAGUUGGAUAGUGUGUACAUGGGAAAAACAAUGGUUAACAGUCAUAAUGCGUUUCCAAGUCUUCAAAUUUUAAGAUUCAUAGAUUUCCCAGAACUGGAAGAAUGGCAAGCUGAAGACGGAGCAUUCCCUUCACUUAGAAGUUUUCAAAAAACUGAUUGUGGGAAAUUGAAGAAGAUUCCCGUACAACUAGAACGUUUCUGGACGGAAGACUGAGACCUGGAAAAAAUCAUACGGUGCAUUCGCAAUCAGCAGUUAAUAUACUAUGAGGCGAUCAUCUAAUGUAUUUGUACAAAAAGAAUAAAUAUUGUUUCAAGAUUGUCACUUGCUUUUGUAUUAUGCAUAUUAGCGGCCAUGAGAAUGUAUUUGCGCAAAAGUUUCAUCUAACUAAUAAUCAAUUCCGCAUAGGAUCGCUGUGUACAUUUGUUGCAUGGGCUCACGAAGACGGCAUUUACUGUGUGACAUGACUUCCCAAAGAUGUCAGAGCUAAUCAG
Molecule: messenger RNA, 2879 nt
Organism: Daucus carota subsp. sativus
Lineage: Eukaryota; Viridiplantae; Streptophyta; Magnoliopsida; Apiales; Apiaceae
Product: putative disease resistance RPP13-like protein 3
Exons: 1
Coding region: 1-2601 (866 amino acids)
Biological process (GO): defense response to other organism
Molecular function (GO): ADP binding
Source: RefSeq, a predicted model, not a curated record